Yamadazyma jaroonii is the source of this 438-nucleotide messenger RNA. Lineage: Eukaryota; Fungi; Ascomycota; Pichiomycetes; Serinales; Debaryomycetaceae. The record is from the annotation of a GenBank genome assembly.
AUGCAAAUCAAAUUUUUAGCUUUAUUAUCAACCAUUGCUUUGGUUAAAUCAGAUGACGUUGACUUCUUAACUGGAUUAGUCAAUGAUUACAAAAGUCAUACCGCUGAUUACUUAAAAUUCAUUCAAACUGCUGAUUCAGUUCCUGCUGCUUUAACUUCAUUAGCUGUUCAAGUUGCUACUUAUACCGACGAUUCAUAUACCACCUUAUUAGCUGAUAGUGAUAUUAAUGUAUCAUCAUUGAAAGCUUUUGCUACUGAAUUACCAUGGUAUUCAAGAAUAGAAGAAGAUGACGGAAGUGAUUCUGAUUCCGAUAGUAAAUCUGAUUCAUCUUCAUCUUCAUCUUCAUCAUCUGCUGCUUCAAGUUCCGAAGCCGAUUCAGGUGUUGCCAAAUUAGGUGUUGGUGCUUUAUUAGGUUUAGCUGGUAUCGCCUUAUUAUAA